AAAGAACAAUAAGGAGAAACAGACUAGCACAUAAUCACCAAUCAUCUUCACAGGCUCUGUUGUGAUUCAUAGAAACUAAUAGAAUGUCUCCAUCAAUGAAAUCAAAAUCCAAGUCCAAGGAGAAGGUCUCUGCAGGAGCUGGUAAGGAACAACAGAAAACUUCUCCAAAGACUUCUGGGUCUACUAAUCAUGGGAGUGGCAUUCCUGCUAGUGCAUACAAUCCCAUCUUGGGAACAUUUCAAGCUCUAGAAACAUCAUUGGUUGCUUCUUAUGCUCCAAUUCAUGACAACAGCCAUUUCCCAAAAAUAGAUGAUACAGAUGAGAAUUCUAGUAGUCCUCAAGGAACUGUGUCUGAGUAUGAUUCAGUUUCUAAUAAUAGCAGCUGCUCUGGUGAAUCAGAAGACCCUAAAGAGAAAUUAACAAACUCUUCUUUGCGGCUUGAUGUUAUUCCCGGUUGUGAUAAUGACAGAAGGGAGAAGAUCCGGCUUAAGAAUGAGAGGAAGCACCAGAGGCAGAGGGAAAAGAGAGCUCAGGAGUUGCAUGACCGGUGCAAUGGGUAUCUAAUGUUGAGAAAGCUAGAAGCACUUGCACAACAGCUAGUGGCAAUGGGGUUCUCUUCUGAGAGAGCAACAUUGGCUUUAAUGGUAAAUGAUGGAAAACUGGAGGAAUCAGUAUCUUGGCUGUUUGAAGGAAGUGAAGAAGAACCAUAUACCAAGGAUACUACUAAAAUUGUAAGUGAGGGUAACUUGAAAAUUGACCUAAGUGAAGAGCUUGCCCAGAUAUCUGCUAUGGAGGUGAAGCACAAUUGUUCAAAGCAAGAGGUUGAAAGAGUAGUUGUUGCAUGUGAAGGUGAUCUUCAAAAGGCAGAAAAUACCUUAAAAUCUCGGAAGCAGGAAUCUCUUGUGACCCAGUUAAGGUCUGAAGAUUCUGCUCAAAAUAAUAGUUUGAUGAGAUCUCAAGGAUUACCAGCAGCUUCAGUUUCAAUGCAGGAGAGAGUUAAUGGAAAUGACUUCAACAAUUCCAAGGUAGGUGGUACUGAUUCUAUGUUCCCAAAACCUGGAAGCAGGAAUCUACAGUCUCUAAACUCAAAUCAUCCAAAUGAACUGACAGAGAAAAGAUGGGGUGUUACAGGAUCAAGCCCUUCUACUAUGUUAACUAUGGCACAGUCCAUGCAAUCAUUGUCUCCAUUUCUUAAAGUGGAGGCCCAACCUAGUGCCCUUAGGAAUGAAGGAAGAAUGAUUCAACAAGUAGUAGGAAGGGAGCCAGUAAUCAUGAUGCAGCAUACACAAUUCACAAAUACCAAACAAAAUUCUCUGAGUUCUAUGAAUUCCUUACCUUCAGGGACAACAGGUUGGUAUGAAAAUAGUAUUCCUACUAUUGAAAACAUAAGGUCAAAUGAGAAGUUACUACAGACUCACACCAUAGGAAGUGUGAGUACAGAUUACUUGGAGCAAUUUUGUCAAGCUCCUUAUAAAGAACAUUCCUAUGUCUUUGAACCUGUAGACUCCUCAUCAACUGGGGUGGAAGGUUUCUAUAAGCCAAUGGGAGCAUCUUCACCAUCUCAUACAAUUCCUUCUCAGCAUCAUGGUUCAUGGAGUAUGAGUGCAUCUUCUUCACCUGCACUCACAGUUCCACCAUCUCUUGGACUAUUUUCUGGACAUCAGAAUGCAGCAAGAACAUUCAACGCGAAUUCACAUGUGGAUUGGAAUACUGGAGGCUUGAUGCCAGAAUUUGACUACACUAGUAUAGAUUGGAGUUUGGAUUGCCCUUCAUCUUCCAAAUCAGGUGGAUUGUGGGUAGGAGUAGGACUCUCAUCAAUGUUGAGAAACAGUUCUGGCAAUAAUAGGAUGGCCAGUUCAUGCAUGACUGGAUUGCAAAAUGUUAGCAUGGCUAAGGAAACUUCAACAACGUCUGGCUUGCGAGAGUGGACCACUCAUUUUGCUGGGAAAGACAUAUUCAGUGUUUCCAGGCAAUUUGUUACCUCUCCUCCUAUGUAG
Molecule: messenger RNA, 1997 nt
Organism: Gastrolobium bilobum
Lineage: Eukaryota; Viridiplantae; Streptophyta; Magnoliopsida; Fabales; Fabaceae
Exons: 2
Coding region: 84-1997 (637 amino acids)
Molecular function (GO): protein binding
Source: RefSeq, a predicted model, not a curated record